GCGAAUUGUAAGUGUAAAUUGUUCAUUAAUUUUUUAUUAAUUGCUGAACUAAUAUCAAAUAUAAUAAGUACAAUAAUGUCACAAGGCGGUGGCACACCAUCAACGAGCAAUCCAACCAUUUUGCAUGGCGGCAAGGUCUUCAUACAACGGGACUAUAGCGAUGGCACCUCAGUGAAGUUUCAUACUAGACUACCCCCAGAGCUGGAUGGCAUGAUUGAACGGCACGUCUUUGAGGCGACGAUUAACAGGCUUAACGAAUUUUAUGCCGAGGCAGAGGAGGGCUCGUGCAGCACCUACUGCGAGGGCUGUAUAGGUUGUAUAACAGCGUACUUGAUAUAUAUGUGCUCUGAGACACAUUACGAAAAGACGCUGCGUAAGAUUUCCAAAUUUGUUGCUUCCCAAAAUGAACGCAUUUACAAUCCAAAGGGUCUGCAAUUGAUCGAUCCAACCUUUCGUGGUCUUCGCGUUAUAGAGAUAACCAUAUUUGAUCGUCCGGGGCGAACGUGACUUCCGCUUUCGCAUUCAGCCAAUGAGUUUUUCAUGUGAGGCAUCUGCGGUGUCGCAGAACAUCUGUGUCGACAACAACAGCAAAAAAAAAGAAAACAGAAACCGCAACAAGUCAAAAGCCAUUUCGUGUGUUCCCCCCUCAAAGCUUUAUUAAAACAUUUAAAAACAAGUGCAAAAAUGCGAGACAGAGUGCAUGCUCAAAGGGAUCGACGCUAGGAUGAGACCUUUCAAUGGAUCUACGCAUCUUCAUUUUUAUUUGUGGAGCACGUGCAUUAGUCAUAAGUGAAAGAGCUGCAUUGAUGUCACAGUCAAAUGAGCGAUAUGUUUAACAGUUUGUUAGCCAAGGCAGAGUUUAACCUUAACGUGUUAGUUAGUAUGAGUAUUUAUGCGUUAGCGAGAGGCGCGUUGCUAGUUGAUUAAGUGAAAAGCUACUGAUACUGCAUUUGAGCUAAAAACAUAGUUACAUACAUUUACUUAUACAAAGAAACAAACAAACAAUCA
Molecule: messenger RNA, 1008 nt
Organism: Drosophila arizonae
Lineage: Eukaryota; Metazoa; Arthropoda; Insecta; Diptera; Drosophilidae
Product: golgin subfamily A member 7
Biological process (GO): peptidyl-L-cysteine S-palmitoylation; protein targeting to membrane
Cellular component (GO): palmitoyltransferase complex
Source: RefSeq, a predicted model, not a curated record